AUGGGCGCUUUGGACUCCCUCGCCGGAGGAACCGCGACCCCUACGACCGCCGCUGCCCUCACCAUGCUGAACGGGGCAGAGAGCCAAAGUUUCGCCAAGGAACCUCCCGACCUCCAGGGAACGACGACCAAAGACCCCAGCGAGUUAAAGAUGGGCGUCCAACCGGAGCGCUUCUACUACCCCGAACCUCACAUGCAGGAAGGGGGCUGCAACUUAGGGCUGACCUACAGCGGACAGAUCGUCCAGGGCGGGUUUGGGGUGACCAACCCGGCUCCCUCGGGCCGGUUUUUGGGGCCAGGCGUAAACAGCUGCUCCUCCUACAGACCCCAGCCUCCCGCUCCUCCCGUCCCUGCGCCUUCUUCGGCAGGGCCACCGGGGAAUCCCGGCUACCCGGUGUCAGCUGGCGAGAUCUAUCCGAGCGCCGGGGACCUGUAUCCGAGCGCGCACGGCAGCGAAGGCUGUUACUCGGCGGCGGUUCAGCACAUGUUCCCGCGGGGUCCUCUCUACCCCGUGCCAGGCUAUCAAGUGUCCGGAAAGAUCCAAGUGGUCCUCAACAACUAUCCUCUCUGGGCCAAGUUCCACAAGCACCAGACGGAAAUGAUCAUUACCAAACAGGGCAGGAGGAUGUUCCCAUUUCUGAGCUUCAACAUCUCUGGGCUGGACCCCGUGGCUCGUUACAGCAUCUGUGUGGACAUUGUAUUAGUGGAUCAGCACCACUGGCGGUACCAAGGAGGGAAAUGGGUUCAGUGUGGCAAGGCAGAAGGAAACAUGCCAGGGAAUCGGACGUACGUGCACCCGGAUUCUCCAAACACUGGCGCCCACUGGAUGCGGCAAGAGAUUUCCUUUGGAAAGUUGAAGCUCACCAAUAACAAAGGAGCAUCAAAUAACGUCAUGCAGAUGAUUGUGUUGCAGUCUUUGCACAAGUAUCAGCCACGGCUACAUGUCACAGAGACCAAGGAAGGCGAGGUGGAUGAGGCGCACCCGUCCAUGUGCACCCAGACGUUCACCUUUCCCGAGACUCAAUUCAUCGCUGUGACGGCGUACCAGAAUGCUGAUAUUACCCAGCUGAAGAUAGACCACAAUCCUUUUGCCAAAGGUUUCCGAGAUAAUUUUGAUUCGAUGUACAACACAGCUGAGGGAGACCGCACAACCCCAUCUCCUCCCAGCGCUAGCAGCUGCCAGCAACUUCUGGCCGGCAGCCGUUUCCAGCCCUUCUUACAUGAUCAGUACCCGCUACCCCAGAGCCGCUUCUACAACAGAGAGCGUGGCCCACUCCCCCUACAGCCCAAGGAUACCCAUCCCUGGUAUUUUGCCUCACAACAGCCACCUACUGCCCCUCUAGAAUAUGGCACCUAUGACACUGACUACAGAGGCAACAAAUUUAUGUCCUACGGCGUGAAGCCAUUUGCCCUACAGGCUUCACCACACCAUUCGCUGCCAUAUUACCAGGAGCACCCCUUCGGCCCCCCGGCCACUUGGAGUUCUCCAGCCCAGUAUCAUCACCCCAAGCCCACCCCAGGGGCGUUGAGCUGGUUCCGGCCCAUGAGAGAUUUGCAGCCCGUGCCCUCUGGUGAUGAGAAAGGGAAGGACAGUGAGGGCUGGGCCGAGCCGGGUUCAGUGAAAUCGGCUGAUUCCUCAGACUCUGGGUUGUAUGAAGCUGAGUGUAAGCGUCGCCGGAUGUCUCCCUAUGUCUCCAGUGCCGAGAGCUCACCCCCCAUCCGCAAUGGAGACCUUUACGACAAAGAAGGAGGCGAUGGUGGUUACUAUGGCUUCUAUGGGAACUGAAGGGAAACAGAGACACUUGAGUAUCAGGAGGGGCUUUGAGGCAUCCGAUUCCCCUCGAGUCAUAUCAGGGGUACCCAACAAAAAGGGGACACCUUCUUCAUUGGGUGGAAGGUCCGCACCGUCACAGGCACAGCUUGGGCAUAGAAUUGAGUACUUUCUGGAC
Messenger RNA from Eublepharis macularius, 1948 nucleotides. It is a transcript of the gene TBX21, whose product is annotated as T-box transcription factor 21. Gene Ontology annotation, cellular component: nucleus. NCBI's taxonomy places the organism in Eukaryota, Metazoa, Chordata, Lepidosauria, Squamata, Eublepharidae. Bases 1 to 1785 code for a protein of 594 amino acids. The transcript has 6 exons. Gene Ontology annotation, molecular function: RNA polymerase II cis-regulatory region sequence-specific DNA binding; DNA-binding transcription factor activity, RNA polymerase II-specific. The record is from RefSeq and is a predicted model, not a curated record. Gene Ontology annotation, biological process: cell fate specification; positive regulation of DNA-templated transcription; regulation of transcription by RNA polymerase II.